AUGACCUCCUCCAUCAUGGAUGAAAAUUCAAACAUGCUUGACUAUAACUUUCUUACCAACCUCGACCAUGAAGAGCCCGACAUCUUGGACGAGUUUCUCGACCAGCGGGUGUACGAUUCGUUGGGCACCACCACGCCUGUGCCGGUGCAUCUCAAGCAAGAGCCCUCCGAGUUUGCCGACCACCUCUUCGAAGGCUCGCUGUUGACCAACUCCCGUCCCUCCGACAAGAUCACCACUCCUGGCAGCGACUACCUCUAUGUGGACCCCUCGCAGUACCACGAAAGCGCCAGUUCCACGGGAGUAUACACCAGUCCCUACGAGCGCAAGCCCUUCACAGCCAUCACGUCCAAGAACGCGUCGAUAGACGGAGAUCAGCCGGUCGACGAGCUCGACCCUCGCUACCCAGGCUUCAGCUCGUCCCAGUUGUCGGAACACGAUCUCAUCCGCGACGAGUUGGGCAAACUCAAGUUCGGAAACCACUUCAUGAAUCCAUGUCCCGAUAGCUUGGACGUGCCAGAUGCGUCGUACCUCGACUUCUCGCCAGCAGCCAUGGCCAGCCUUCCCUACAAGUUGGAGUUGUUCAACCUCCCCAAGUACUCCCGUGUGGAGACCCAGAUCAAGUUGAAGUUCACAUUAAGCCCCCUUCCUCCUAACGCAUUACUAUACAUCCCCCAGGACUUGAUCUCCAAGAACAAGUUCUGCUUGAACCAGCCGUUGGACUCGUUGAGUCCAAGAGUCAAGGACAACUUGUUCUACUUGGAUGCGUAUGUUUUGACGUCAGACUUGAAGACCUCGUGCAACAUCUGCUCCAGAUGUAUCAAGCGUGAGCAGAAGAGAGCUUCCAGAAUAAAAGCUGGCUUGUCCGAAUCCGACAGGCAGGAGGCUCUUUCCACAAGCAACGGCAACACUCCAACGACCACAGGAAUGGUGAAGAAUAAUCCAAACUCAUGGGCCGAUGAAUCCAUGAUCAAGAAAGCCAUAAUAUUCAACUGUAAAGAAAUCAUGUCCUUCCCUCCUCCAAGUGGCUUGAAUACCGACUUGAGCAAGUCCCUCGAACUUUCUGCAAGAAUCAUCUGUUACUGUCGUCAUCAUAAAGAGUCCAACGGCUUCAAAUUGUUGUUUGUGAUCAAGAACAAGAACAACGAAGUCGUGGCCAAGCAUCUUUCCACACCUAUAAUAAUCAUGGACAGAAAGAAGAACACAUCCAACAAUAAGAAUGAAGAAUCCGUUCCCAACUCGGUAGCUGGUUCUAGCACCAAUUUGAAGGCAAUGAAUGUCGACGUGAAAAUGGAAAAUGAUGAUGAUAUGGAAGAUAAGCAGCCAACAGUGGCGAACAGUAUAGCUUCGAACAACAGCGAUAACGAGUUCAACAACAUCCUGCACCCCAAGACCUCCAGUGUGAGUACGCCUAAUCACAAUCAUAAAGUUGAACCAGAUGUUCAAAUACAACCUCAGACGGAACAAUUAUUGGGACCAUUGGGCCACCCCUUAUCUCCUAACUCUAUUGACGAAUCAGCAUCUGAGCCUCACACUCAAUCUGAAGGAAGAAACUUGAAGCGUAAGAAGUUAUCAGUUGACGAUUCUUUCAACAGUUCCAGUAACCCAAUGUUUAACGGUAGUGUUAAUGGAUUCUCUCCAAUGAGUAACAGUGACACGAACACUUCCACUACCAACAACUUCUCGAUGAUGAAACCAAACUUCAAGCCAUCCGCUUCUCUUAAUCAAUUCGGUUUAUUGAGUCAACCCGGAAGUCUUCUGCAAGGUUCCAGUCAACCCACUAUACCUUCCAUCCAAAGAAUUAUUCCAGCACAAGGACCUAUCAGAGGUGGCAUUGAAGUUACUUUGUUGGGUUUCAACUUCCGUCCUGGUUUGUCGGUUAAGUUUGGUGCUAACCAAGCUUUGGCUACUCACUGUUGGUCUGAGACUACAAUUGUGACCUACUUGCCUCCUGCAACUCAACCAGGUCAAGUCUUGGUUAGCUUUGAAAGCCACGAGGAUAUGAUGUUAGGUAGUGCUCAACAACUGCAAAUUUUCACCUACACCGACGAUACAGACAGACAAUUGAUUGAGUUGGCGUUGCAGAUUGUGGGUUUGAAAAUGAAUGGUAAAUUAGAAGAUGCGAAGAACAUUGCCAGAAGAAUUGUCGGAACUGAUAAUACCGGCGGUGCUGGUAGUGUUUCUGACUCCUCUGCUGUGAAUGGAAACUCUUCUACUUACGAUGGAAAUUCUAUGAACAAAGCUAAUAUUGAAUGGUUUGACAAUGCCCAUAAAGCGGUAGAAGAGUUAACCAAAUCUGAUUUAUCUACCGAAGAGAUACUCAUCAAUUUCCUUUCAUUGGUUGACUUACCAAACUGCCCAAUUAUCAUCCCUAACUGGCAAUUAUGCAACAACCAAGGCCAAUCACUUAUGCAUUUAUCUACAUUGAAGAAUUACUCGAGACUAGUGAAGUUCUUAAUUACUCAUGGAUGCAAGAUUGAUAUCCAAGAUAACCAAGGAUUAACUCCUCUAUUCUUGGCUUCAAUGUGUGGUCACCGUGAUUUGAUUAAACUUUUCAUUGACUGUAAGUCCAAUUGGAACUUGAAAUUGUCUAACGAAAAGUACUUGAAAGAUUACUGUGACUUGAAUGUCUUGGAUAUGUUCAGUCAGUUGGAAGACGAGUGUGAACUGGAAGAUUUUGGCAACGUAGUUGCCAAGGCUUCCAAUAAGGACAAGUUGACUAAAUCACUCAGUUUGGACUCCUUAAACUCCAUGCUUACUAUGAGUUAUGGCCGUCAUAUUUCUAAGAUGGUAAUGGAGCAAUCUGUUGAGCCAAAGCGGUCUGGUGAUUUCGAAAGAUACGACAGGAGUGUUAAUCUUGGGUCAACAUCAUAUGACGAAAGUAACUAUUCAUCCGAGUUUGCUGAUUCAGAAUUUGAAUCCAACGAAGACGAAUUUGAAGAAACUGAUGAUUAUGACGAGGAGUAUGACGAUGAUUACGACAGUGAGUCCAUCCACUCGGAGGUAUCGACCACAAUCUUAAGACGCUCGAUCGUCCCUGAAGACGCAAGUGUUGAAGGGACCGACGAAUCGACCAGUACUUUGAACCAACAAGGUUUAUGGCAAAAGGUGAAGAACGUUUUCAAUCAAGACGAUUCGGAUGCUUUGCCAUCAUACGACGAUUUGUUCCCAUUCGGACCAGCUUCGUUCCAUAGCAAGCCAAAGACCGAGGCAGAAAGAACUUUGAACGAGAGCGUGGCUGUUGGGUCUUCAAGCAGUCACCUCAGAGUGACAGCUGAAGAUGACACCGGAAACACUUCUGACUCUUCUGAAGACUUGGUGAUAUCUUUCAUCAACCAUCCACGUAAAACAGUCGAUAACGAUAAGAUGUUGUUGUUUUUCUGGUUCCCAGUGUUGAUUUGUAUUGUUGGAUGCUUCUUUUUGCUGUCAGUCAUGGGAUACGAGAUUGCCAUGAUUGAGCAUAUCAAGGUUUUUGUCAGAGAUACUAUUGGUAACAUCAUGGUCGGAAGCGAGAGAAUCGCCAGGGUUUUCAACAACAAAGACAAUGCUAGAAGCGUGCUAAAAGCUUCCUACGAAUUAAUGGUUGAAUAA
Messenger RNA from Suhomyces tanzawaensis NRRL Y-17324, 3588 nucleotides. RefSeq names its product Spt23p (gene SPT23). Gene Ontology annotation, biological process: regulation of transcription by RNA polymerase II. Gene Ontology annotation, molecular function: transcription coregulator activity; double-stranded DNA binding; protein binding. The record is from RefSeq and is a predicted model, not a curated record. Bases 1 to 3588 code for a protein of 1195 amino acids. The transcript has a single exon. NCBI's taxonomy places the organism in Eukaryota, Fungi, Ascomycota, Pichiomycetes, Serinales, Debaryomycetaceae. Gene Ontology annotation, cellular component: nucleus.